Molecule: messenger RNA, 896 nt
Organism: Anopheles darlingi
Lineage: Eukaryota; Metazoa; Arthropoda; Insecta; Diptera; Culicidae
Product: syntenin-1-like
Exons: 4
Coding region: 118-810 (230 amino acids)
Cellular component (GO): cytoplasm; plasma membrane
Molecular function (GO): protein binding
Source: RefSeq, a predicted model, not a curated record
AUGAAUGAGGGUUAUCAAAUAACUGGUAUGCUCGGACGCAUAAUCAGCGUGUUUCGAGAGAAAAAGCACCGCAAUGAAUCUUCCUCGCCGCAUGUAGUCACUCGGCGUCGUUGAUCAAUGUCGAUCGGUUGGGAAGCACAAGAUUUGUUUGUGUCCUCCGCCGGGGCUGCAGUUUCUGUUGCUGAUGGCGGAGUGAUCAUUGAACAGGGAUGUUCAAUAAAGAUUACGCGAUCAACAACAGCAUUUGGAUUGCGGGAGUGGUUGAUUCGUAAAGGAGUAGGUGGCAAGAUUGGAGCUACCGUUCGUUGCAUGGAGAAAGGUCGGUUUGCAAUAUGCUCCGUUUCCCAGCGAUCUCCUGCGUAUGUGGCAGGUCUGCGUAUCGGGGACGAGUUAAUGAGCUUGGGAGAAACGUCGUUAAGGGAGUGCUUCUUAUCGGAUUUACGUGAACCCUUGAAAACAAACAGACGAAACCACUUAAGACUGUGCACCAAAGACAGAGCCGGCGAACGCUACAUUACGCUGUACAAGGAUUCUGGAAAGGGUUAUGGUUUCCGGUUUGUGCAGGGGGAAAUCACGUUCGUCCGCCCUAACUCAUCGGCCGAGCAGGCUGGCUUGGAGACUAGACACCACAUCGUAGAGGUAAACGAGGAAGUGGUCGUUGGGCUACAGGACGAAGAUAUCGAGGCUAUAAUAUGGUCCAGCAUGGGAGCGCUUACUCUGUGCAUAUUGCCGUCCCGAUUUUAUAAUAAUCUGUUGUGUAGCUUGUAUACUCUAGGCUCUGCAAAACCGCUGGACAUAGUGGAGAUAUAAUUAUCAUCGGAGCAUCGAGUCAGUUUGUUACUCAACGAUUUAGUUGUGAUUUUAUGAUAAUAAUUAAUAAAACAACUAAAAAAACC